UGCAAAUCAUUUAUCUAUCUAUUUAACGACUGACUGAAAGACAUUGAACUAAGCGACAUGUAGAAUAUGCUCCCAUACGUUGUGUAGUGUUACUGAUGUACAGUGCCACGAAUGUUUUUGCGAACCGGUUAAAGCGAAUUAUUAGUGAUUUAUUAUCAUGAAUUCGUUUUAAGGAAGAAUUAUAAAUUAUUCUUGGAUUAAUUACAAUCCCCUAUUGUUUUGGAUUUUGUACAAAAAGGAAGUGUUUUUAAUAUAAUUAAUCCUGGCGCCUAAACAAAAUGCUUCCACCAUAUUCGCACAAGGAUUCACGCAACAUUGGCAGCCGUAUCAAGGAGAAGCUUCUUGGUUGGAAGCGUUUAAUUUUUUCUGACAAAAAUACCAGGAAUUUAUUUUUGUUUUCAGUUUUAAAUUUAUCUUUUGCUUUCGUUGAGUUAUCAUACGGAUUAUGGACAAACAGUUUGGGCCUAAUCUCAGAUAGUUUCCAUAUGUUUUUCGAUUGUACCGGCUUGUUAUUUGGUUUGGUAGCAUCGGUUAUCACAAAAUGGAGAGCCAAUGACCGAUACUCUUAUGGUUAUGUACGUGCAGAGGUAUUAGGCGGAUUCGUUAAUGGAUUGCUAUUGUUAUUCAUAGCUGUCUUUAUAAUGUUUGAAGCUGUUGAAAGAGCUAUCGAGCCACCUGAGAUAAAACACGAAAGACUUUUUACUGUAUCUGUGAUGGGACUCAUAGUGAAUUUAGUAGGAAUAUAUGCCUUUCAACAUGGACAUGGGCAUGGCCAUGGUGGUCAUGGGCAUUCUCAUUCUCAUAGUAGUGGGCAUGGCCAUUCUCAUUUGAAUCAUAAUCACAGUCACAAUCAUCUUGAUAUUGAAAUGGAUCCAACUUUUACUGUUAAUAAUUCUCAAAUUAUGAAAGGAGUUUUUUUACAUAUAUUAGCAGAUACUCUGGGAUCUGUAGGAGUAAUUAUAUCGGCUGUUUUGAUGCAAAUGUUUGGUUGGAUGAUAGCUGACCCUAUUUGUUCCAUGCUCAUUGCAGUAUUGAUAGUGUUAAGUGUAGUUUCAUUAAUGAAAGAAUCUUGGGAGAUUCUUAUGCAAAGACAACCUUCGGCUUUGGAUCAUGUUUUACCACAGUGUUACAAUAAAGUGACCCAAUUGGCUGGAGUUUAUAGUGUACAAGAACCACAUUUCUGGACACUUUGUUCUGAAGUUUAUGUUGGUUGUAUAAAACUGGAAGUAGCACGAACUGUAGAUCCAAAGUAUGUGGUUGCGCAUACUCAAAUGAUUUUUCAAGCAGCAGGUGUGAGACAACUAACGGUGCAAUUGGAUUAUGCACCUAUGUGAUCUAUCAGAAACGUGCGUAUUGUAAAGUGUUCUUAUAAAUGCUCCAGAAGUGUAUUCAUUUGUCGAAUUUGUCAAAAAGGUGCAAGAAGUACAGCUCUGACGCAAACUAUUUUUGCGAUUUUGAGUCUGUGCGGUUGCUUAGUUUUUAAUAGAGGAGAAUAUCAAUUUCAAUUACAAAUUAUUUAAAGAAUUAUAUAUAAUUUGCCAACUGUCAGCCAUUGGAGCCAUCAAUAUAGGACCCUUUUAGUCCUAAAGCUCCAAACUGCUGUUUUCUAGCUUUUUGAGCAUCAUGCUCUAUAGAAAUUAUAUAAAUCCAAACAAUAUUGCAUUUCAUUAUAUAGUUAAUAAACUUUUACUUUUGUGCUUUUAAAUUAAUGCGUAUAGAUCUCUUUUGAGAUCUGGAUUCUUUUAUGAUUACGAAAUACAAAAAUGUUCUUGUAACCGAUAUCUAUUGACUUGAAAAUUUAUAGAUAAAUUAUCAUUUUCAAAUAUUAAAUCUAAUCAUAAGAUUUUCAUUUUUUAUAUAUUUCUGUAAAGAUGCUCAUUUUCAGGUUAUGUUAAUGGUUUUUACCAAUAUAUUAUCAAUAUAUUAUCAAAUAUAUUUAACAAUAAAUAAAAAUAGAAGAUUUUUAAUAUUUCGUUGAAGUAAUUUAUAUGAAAUAUGAUUUAUAUAAAAUACUUAUUUUAUAGUAGAAGUGUUAUUCCAUUAUAAAUUACUAUUCAAAUAUUGUAAAAAUAAUUUAAGUCGAAAACAAUUAUAAUUAUAUUAAAAUCAAUAGAAUUAAUUCCGAACAAAUUUUUUAAGGAACAUCUGUUAAGCUGGAUUUUUGCAUUUAAAAAGAAAGAAGAAAAAAAAAGGAGAAAUUGCUCGAUAUUUUCUAUAUAUUUGUGCAUUAAUAUAUAUGUUAUUGUAAUUCAUUUUCUUUAUCAAUGGAUUUUAUUUUGCAAGAGUUACUUUUCAUAUAUACAUAGGCAAGUGUGAUGCAGUAUUACUAAUGAACUAGACAGAAAAUUACUAUAAAUCAUUAUGCAAUUUUAGGAUAAAAAAAAAAACAACAUUUUUCAACCAGAUGUGCAGAUUCAACCAGAAAAUGCAGCUUAUAGUAAGAAAAGAAGAAAAAAGAACAAAAUAUUUACAUUCCAUGACGUAGAUCAAUCAUUAACGAAGAUUUAACCGACUAACUUUUCCCGCCAAAAAUCUGAUCAAUGAUAAUCGCAUGAAAUUCCAUUGACCUCAUAAGGAACGAGUCGUUGUCAUUUUAAUUUGCAAUAAUUAAUAUUAAUAAAACAAACAAAA
Messenger RNA from Vespa mandarinia (Asian giant hornet), 2631 nucleotides. RefSeq names its product solute carrier family 30 member 7 (gene ZnT86D). Gene Ontology annotation, cellular component: cytoplasmic vesicle; membrane; Golgi apparatus. The record is from RefSeq and is a predicted model, not a curated record. Gene Ontology annotation, molecular function: zinc ion transmembrane transporter activity. Gene Ontology annotation, biological process: intracellular zinc ion homeostasis; zinc ion import into Golgi lumen. NCBI's taxonomy places the organism in Eukaryota, Metazoa, Arthropoda, Insecta, Hymenoptera, Vespidae.